AUGCGCACAAUAACGAACCUGUUUCUGGUCAACUUGGCAAUCAGUGACCUGAUGCUGUCAAUGCUCUGUAUGCCCUUCUCCCUUGUGGCGACCACGCUGCUGCGAAACUUCAUAUUUGAAGAGGCCAUGUGUGUCAAAAUCAUAUACUUUCAAGCGGUGUCGGUCGGUGUGAGCUGUUACACCCUGGUUGCUAUCUCCCUGGAACGUUAUUACGCCAUAUGUGAACCACUGCGGUCACGACGCUGGCAAACACUCUCGCACGCCCGUAGAAUGCUGAUCGGCAUCUGGGCCAGUGUCCUCACCGUGAUGUCCCCCAUCGCCAUGUUCCACAGGGUAAUUAAGAUCCAGACUGGCGGCCAGGCGUGCCGGGAAGUAUGGCCGGAAAUCUUGCUGCGCUUUAAAAUCGACGUUAUGUACAGCAUUUUAUUGGCAGUGAUUCUUUUGCUACUUCCUCUUCUGACGAUGGGAUCGUUUUAUAGCCUUGUUGCCAGAAAACUCUGGAUGGUUUCUACACAAAUGGAAGCACCAUCUGACACAACAUCGCGAGAGAGGUUCAUACGGCAAACACCCCUACUGAAUGAACGUGGUGAAAGCACUCAGUCAAUGACACUCGACGAAAAUCGUACAAAUCAUGACCCGUCGAGUCGGAAACGAGUUAUUAGAAUGCUAGUGGUGGUCGUUUUACAGUAUUUUCUGUGUUGGGCUCCAUUAACACUUCUCAACUCAUGGGAGGCAUUUGAUUUCCGUUCUGUAUCUCUGCGCGGAGGUUGUACGUAA
Molecule: messenger RNA, 777 nt
Organism: Dreissena polymorpha
Lineage: Eukaryota; Metazoa; Mollusca; Bivalvia; Myida; Dreissenidae
Product: cholecystokinin receptor-like
Exons: 4
Coding region: 1-777 (258 amino acids)
Biological process (GO): neuropeptide signaling pathway
Cellular component (GO): membrane
Molecular function (GO): neuropeptide receptor activity
Source: RefSeq, a predicted model, not a curated record